Chironomus riparius is the source of this 1014-nucleotide messenger RNA. Lineage: Eukaryota; Metazoa; Arthropoda; Insecta; Diptera; Chironomidae. The record is from the annotation of a GenBank genome assembly.
AUGUACUUAAGCAAAAGUUCAACGAUUCCAGCCAAAACGAUAUCAACGAUUGUAUCCUGUACAAAAAUUUCAAGAAGUGAAAUCUCAUCUCGGAAGAUUUCCUUAUCAGCAAGUGUUUCAGCAGUCAAGGUCAAUUUACCGAAGACAAGCUCAACAAUAAUUCUUCCCAAAAAGUUAUCCAGUUCAAAAAUUCGUCAAAGGAAAAUUCUGGAUACCAAGAAUUCUUUGGGAUCCUUGCAUGCAACAAGGAUCUUAGCAAAUCAGGUGUCAUCAUCAUCAAUACAGCCUGUGAAGAAGUUAUCCAGCAUGAUGAUUGAGCAACGCAAAAUGUCGACCCACAAGAUUUCCUCAUCAGCCGUGCCUUCAACUGGGAUCUUAGCAAAUCAGGUGUCAUCAUCAUCAAAACAGCCUCCUAAGAAGCUACCCAGCGUAAAGAUUCAGCAAUACAAAAUGCAGCCUAUUAAGAAUAAAGCGAUCUCAGCUAUGCCUUUGUCGUCAAAGAUAAUUUCGAAAAAGAUGAAUUCAAAGAAAAUGUCGGCCGUAAAAAGUUCUCAAUCAUGCCAUCGUGAAAUGAUUCUCACUUCACCGCAUUUCAACUUUAAUGAUUUGCCAUACGACCAUGAGUUGAUUGAUUUCACAUCUCCUGCACUUAGAGAUAAUUUCAAUUGUUUGCUGGAACACUUUCAGGACAGUCCUUUUAAGAUCAAAAAGGAACUAUUAAGGUAUCUUCAAGUUUGGGAUCAAUUUUAUGGCAGUCCCAAUUUAAAUGCUGAAACACGCAAGAUUUUUGAAAAAUGUCCCGGACUCAAACGUGAACUCCUGGAGUACAAUGUUUUGGUCAAAAUCCAAGACUGCAAGUAUGUCACAUUGAGCAGGAUGACAUCAGAGGCGUCAGGCAGUAAAAUAAAUAAUAACAAUUUACAUUGUAACAGAAUAAGAAUAAGAAGUGACGAUAUUGGGGAUGAGGAUGUGAAGGAGAAAGGAAGCAAAAGAUGGAAAAUUUGCAUGAAUUAA